AUGUUCGAGUGCAAAUACGAGGUCGACAGCCUUGCCGCGUUCCUGGAGGUCUCCUACUACUACAAUGGCACUUCCGAUCUGGGCUUUUUCGAUCACUUUCAGUGGGUUGACACGGUUCAGACAAUCAUGAAUACAGUUCUCGACCUCACAAUCGGCACAUAUGAUUCUGGCGGCCGUGUACUCGAUCAACCCUACACAUGGAACCGCACCGCAAACUCGGCCACCGAGACCGUCUCGAACCUGUACCGCGGGCAUCCGGUCAUGGGCGGCACGGGAUUGAUUCGAAGCUUCUUUCGCCCUUCGGACGACUCGUGCGUCUACCAGCUAUUCAUACCUGCGAACAUGAUGUUCUCGCACUGCCUUGGCCUCUGUGCAGAUAUCAUGCUGAAUCAGCAGAACGCACUUGCGCCGACCAUGGCUUCCAGCAUGCGGAACCUGUCAUCCUCCAUCCACGCCGCGAUCAGCGCGUAUGGAAUCUACCAAAUGGACGAUGACCAGAUCUACGCGUACGAGCUUGACGGCUACGGCAGCUCCAACAUCAUGGACGACGCAAACAUCCCCUCGCUGCUCUCGGCGCCGAUGUUCGGCUACGACGCCAACGACCCAGUCUACCAAGCGACGCGGCGACUGCUCCUCUCGCCCGCAAACCCGUACUACAUGCGCGGCCCGUCAUUAACGCGACCGGUGGGCCGCACGUGUCCUUCGGGCACGCCUGGCCCACGGCGUCCAUCGUCCGCGUCCUGA
Molecule: messenger RNA, 744 nt
Organism: Cladophialophora bantiana CBS 173.52
Lineage: Eukaryota; Fungi; Ascomycota; Eurotiomycetes; Chaetothyriales; Herpotrichiellaceae
Exons: 1
Coding region: 1-744 (247 amino acids)
Biological process (GO): carbohydrate metabolic process
Source: RefSeq, a predicted model, not a curated record